Molecule: messenger RNA, 3043 nt
Organism: Mucor mucedo
Lineage: Eukaryota; Fungi; Mucoromycota; Mucoromycetes; Mucorales; Mucoraceae
Product: SacI domain protein
Exons: 11
Coding region: 34-2811 (925 amino acids)
Biological process (GO): phosphatidylinositol dephosphorylation
Cellular component (GO): intracellular membrane-bounded organelle
Molecular function (GO): phosphatidylinositol-3,5-bisphosphate 5-phosphatase activity
Source: RefSeq, a predicted model, not a curated record
AUUAUUUUCUUUUUUUGUUGUUAUCAUUAUUAAAUGAACCAAGACUCACAGAUAUUCACAGACAAUCAAGCGUCUCUAAACGACCAUUACACACAUAGUAAAAUGUCUGAAGCACCGGAUAACGUGUUACCACCACCACAACCAACACAACCACCUGCUGCCGUUCCUGCAGUAGAACAAAAGACUUCUUUAAAAUAUGCUCAUCCUAGAUUCACCAUGAGCACUUUUCAACUCUAUGAAACAAAAACGAGAUAUUAUUUAGUCGGUACGAACGGAGCGAAAAAACGUUAUAGAGUGCUUCAAAUACAUCGAACGAAUCCCAAAGACUUGGUUGUCAUUGAGGACGACGUCAUAUACACAGAGCAAGAGAAAACAAGACUACUCAAGAUGAUUGAAGAUGGUAAUCUGAGUGUAGGUGGUUUACAUUUGUCUGCCAUGAGAAUACAUGGUAUUGUGGGGUUUGUCCGCUUCACACAAGGCUGGUACAUGAUAUUCAUCACAAAGAGAAGACAGGUUGCAUUAUUGGGCGGACAUUAUAUCUAUCAUAUCGAUGAGACUCGUCUUGUACCCAUCGGAUAUGGUGCAAAAAUCGAUAAAAACUCGGAUGAAGCAAGAUACAUGGCCAUCUUUCAGAAUAUCGACCUGGCAAAGAACUUUUAUUUCUCUUACACCUAUGACAUUACUAAUUCACUUCAAAAGAACCUAACACAACCCCCUUUAGCACCAGCACAGGGAUCAUCCUCUUCUUCUGCCCAAAAAGAGGAUGAUAGCUUGAAACACAAUGAUAUGUUUGUGUGGAAUCAUUAUUUACUAAGUGCUGGAUUCGAGAACCUCGAUAGCAAAUCAGGCUGGAUUUUACCUCUCAUCUAUGGUUUUGUAGAUCAAGCAAAAAUCUCUGUCUUUGGUAGGAAUAUCGUAGUGACAUUGAUUGCUAGAAGAUCACGUUACUUUGCCGGAGCCCGUUUUUUGAAGCGUGGUGUGAAUGACAAGGGAUUUGUAGCCAAUGAUGUAGAGACUGAGCAAAUUGUUACAGAUAUGGCAACAACAUCAUUUCACUCCACGGAUUAUCUAUUUGGUAACCCACGCUACACUUCGUAUGUACAGUACAGAGGAUCUAUCCCUUUAAUAUGGUCGCAAGACACAACCAAUAUGUCUCCUAAACCACCCAUCGAAUUAAAUGUUGUGGAUCCAUUCUUUUCAGCUGCUGCUCUUCAUUUUGAAAAUCUUUUUGAAAGAUACGGUACUCCCGUCAUUGUAUUGAACUUGAUCAAACAAAAGGAAAAAACCAAGCGUGAAUCAAUUUUGGGAAAGGAGUUUGCGGAAUCCAUCAAGUAUCUCAAUCAAUUUUUACCGGAUGAUAAACAGAUUAAUUACAUUGCUUGGGAUAUGUCGCGAGCAUCUAAAAGUCAUGAUCAGGAUGUCAUUGGGUUCUUAGAAAAAAUUGCCGAUGAUACAAUGGAGUCAACUGGGUUCUUUCAAAGCGGUAUUAGCGAUGAUCCAGCAGAAGAUGUCAAGUAUUCAAGACAAGAGGGCGUACUAAGAACAAAUUGUAUUGACUGUCUCGAUCGAACCAAUGCAGCUCAGUUCUUAAUGGGUAAAUGUGCUUUAGGCCACCAGCUAUAUGCAUUAGGUGUCAUUGCAUCACCCAAAAUUGAUUUCGAUUCAGACGCAGUCAAUAUCUUUACCGAGAUGUAUCAUGAUCAUGGUGAUACCAUUGCUCUUCAAUACGGUGGUUCCCAUCUUGUCAACACAAUGGAAACCUACAGAAAGAUCAAUCAAUGGACAAGUCAUCCUAGGGAUAUGAUCGAAUCCAUCCGUCGAUUUUAUGCAAAUGCAUUUUCUGAUGCAGAUAAACAGGACGCUAUUAAUCUCUUUCUGGGUAAUUUCGUCACCGUUGAUGGUCAACCCACCCUUUGGGAAUUAAGCUCAGAUUAUCACUUGCAUAAUCAACAUCCUUUAAAGAAAGACGUGCGCCGAGAUUACCGCCAUUGGUAUGCCAAAGAAGUGUUGGAGAAAAAGACACACGAAUUAGAUCCAGCAUUAUUCGAAAUACCUUACCAGUUCCGUGUUCCGGCAGUGAAUCCCGAUGAGAGCGAUACUUUUCAAGGAUACUGGGUUGAAUAUUACAAUCAUAAAGAGCUAACAAGUCUGGAUAGCUUAUUUACAUUUAACAUGAAUGGUACAUUGAAAUACCGGCCUCUGAAAAUAUCCGCAUCCAAGCAAAUAAAAGAAUUGACAAAGGCGGAAGCUUUAGAGAUGAGUCCAUUCACAGUCAGGGCUGGAGGUAAAAACCCGUCCAACCUGAAUCCAGCCACUUUUAAAGAAAAAAAUGAACCCCAGGAUGAAAAUAUCAAUCAUGAAAUUGAAAUGUCGCCUUCCUGGACCAUUGAGGGAAUCACACAGCGUAACUUGGAUCCAAGUAUUACUCAUGCAGAACACAAAGAAUAUAAAAGAUAUACCCAACAAUUUAAAAGUAUUGAAAAACUAACAGUAACACAUGGUGAUCAAUCGAGUUACGCUAAUGUGGAGAACUUUCCUGAAUUUCAACAAUACCAAAACUAUAUCCAUAAAAAUGAGUUGGAGGAGCAUCCAUCCGCACUCAAGACCAUCAGUAUUGAUGAGCAGGUGUAUAACACUUACGUUGAUAUACCCCGUAGAGCUGCCUCUGUGCAAGUUAGUCGUGAAUGGAGCGGAAAUGCAAGAAAGAGGUAUGAAGGUUACGCUAGUUACUUGCGGCAUGGAAAAUACCCCUCGCAACAGCAGCAACAACAACAGCAAACAAGGCAAUCUAGUACGAGUGGAUUAAACUGAUCAAGUUGGAUGACAACCAUGAUUUGUUUGAAAUAAAAAUAGAGCAUAUCAUGUGAAAUUUAGGCAUUUUGAUAAAAUAGAAUUUUAGAGUGUAAAAAAAAACACUUGUUUCUCAGAGCCGUUCAAUAGACACAAGAUGAAUAAUAAUGUUUUUUUUGGGGGGUCGUACAGGAUGGGACAUUUCUAGAAUUUAGAGCCAAACUGUCGGUAGUCCAAUAAAAAAAAAACGUGC